UAUCUCAUAGUACCUAGCAUUGGACAGAAAUAAGCAAUCGUAAUUCUAAUUAGUCUCGAGUAAAUACAUCCUUUUAGUUAAAUCAAAUCUCUAGUUUAACUUGACUGUCAAUUUUGGAGAUUAGCCUACUGAUGUGCUUUAAAUCAGUUACUCAAACAUUUAACUGAGCAUGCCACCUAAAGGAAAAUCAACAAAAAAUAAGGAUGAUAUUCAAAAGGGAUCAUCCAAUGAAGACUCUUCUAAAAAUCCGCCAAGGGAUCAAGAGGAUUCUCAACCUGGACCAUCUACUUUAGAAGAUUCUUCUAAGAGUGAAAUAUGUUUGAAAGCAGAUAAAUCUCCUCCCUCAAAAGAAGUUAUAAGAAAAAGUCCAGUUUGUGAGCUAACUUCUGAUGAAAUAUUUGAGAGAAGCGUGGAAGAUGAUCCAGUAGUAUAUGAAGUAAAAAAACUUCAAGAAGCUAGAGAACCUUUUGAAAAGAUUCUCAUGUUUCAUCUUGGAAAAAAACGCUUCACGGAUGAUCAGCGAAAGAGUUGGAUCAUGACAAUAAAUAAGAAAAGAAGCGAACGAAGUUUGAGUAACAUACCUACUGAAUACGAGACAGAAGCCUCAAAAGAAGUUGCACAUUUGAAAUUUACAGAAGAAGAAAUUUCAAGUUUCUGCGAUAGAUUAGAUAAAGACGACUAUUGGGAUACAACAAAAUCAAAAGAAAUGUUAGUUCCUGAAUCCGAAACCUCUUCGGAUUCUGAGGUAGAAAUGGAAGAAUCUGAAAUUAAACCUCCUCACCAAACUCCUAGAAGAUCCCCAAGGCACAAACCUAAGAGACCAUCCUGGAAAGAAUACAAGAAAGGAAAAAACUUCGAAUCCGCAUAUUUUAAAGGGCAGAUUGAACACUUCGGCGUUAAGAAAGUCAUCAAGAAGAUAGUGAAGAUAAUUUGGAGAAAGAAAAAGCAGCAGUAUAUUGAAAAAGGUGAAAGCAGUUCAAUUGAAGUUGGCAAAAAUGAAGUACAACAUUUGCUUUUUGAAGCAGUUGGAUUUAUGGAAAAGAGAUAUCUUGGGCAAAUAAAAGCAGCAGCGCUCUCUAUUUAUCCAUCUGAAGAUGAUAAAUUCGAAAGUGUGUGCGAAUCCGGAACUUAUGAUAGUCAAGAUGAUUGGUUUCCUAACAAGGAGACAGAGGGCUCCAAAAUAAGUAAAAUGUCAGUUUCCGUGCCUACUUCAACCCUAAAGGAAUAUGGUCUUUUAGACAUAUUGAUUGCCACCCUUCCGAUGACCUUAAAUUAUAAUGAUCCUGCUGAUACAUUGGAAUUCGUAGAAAUAUUGAAAAGGGCCCGGAAUCGUGUACCUGAACAUAUCUCUUUUAAAAAUAUUCCUACAAUGAGCAAAUCUGAAAGAGUUGAAAAACACAGCGGGAAAACAAUUAUAUGUACCGCUCUCGUCGAACCACCGCCAGAUUUCGAACGCUUGGAAAGAACUGGCGCCAAGGAUUAUCUGAAACAAAUACCUACUCAAGAUGACGAAGAAUCUGAAACAAAGUCAAUCUCUAAUGGUGUAAAAAACCAUUUGAAACUUGAGCUUAAUGAAAGUAAAUCUGAAUCUCCGAUGCAAUUAGAUACUGAGACUUCAGAAGAUAUGAAGUUUAUAGAUGAAUCUUCAGCGGAAGAAUCUGAAGAUACGGUGCCAUCGGAAGACAGUGAUCAGUUAAAAAGAGGUCGCAGCCCUGUGUCACCAAAUACUGCAUCAAAAAAGAAAAGCCCUGAACAGUGAGAAUGGACCUUAAGAUAGAGAUGCUUUUUGUUCAUUUUUUUAAUCUUCGUAUUUAAAAGAUUGUGUUUUAGGUUUAUCUAUGUUAUGUGUUUCUAGAAUAUGCAAUAAAUAUUUUCUGCUUAUA
Parasteatoda tepidariorum (common house spider) is the source of this 1883-nucleotide messenger RNA. RefSeq lists its product as uncharacterized. Lineage: Eukaryota; Metazoa; Arthropoda; Arachnida; Araneae; Theridiidae. The record is from RefSeq and is a predicted model, not a curated record.